Molecule: messenger RNA, 5235 nt
Organism: Bombus impatiens (common eastern bumble bee)
Lineage: Eukaryota; Metazoa; Arthropoda; Insecta; Hymenoptera; Apidae
Gene: Stat92E
Product: signal transducer and activator of transcription 5A
Exons: 10
Coding region: 267-2630 (787 amino acids)
Biological process (GO): defense response; regulation of cell population proliferation; regulation of transcription by RNA polymerase II
Molecular function (GO): RNA polymerase II cis-regulatory region sequence-specific DNA binding; DNA-binding transcription factor activity, RNA polymerase II-specific
Source: RefSeq, a predicted model, not a curated record
UUCUUCCGUUCGCGGGACUUCGUCGACGUCCGCGUUGAUGUGAGUAACACAGAAGGGGGAGAGUUAUUGAUGCGAUUCGCGAGUGCGACCGGUCCCUCAAUCAUUACGUUUACAAUUAUUGCGCGGUAGACUGAGUUUGAUCAGUUCAAAGGUUACAUCUUCAACAAAUCGAAGCAAACUGAAGGUAUCGGAAUCAUACAGUACAAAUCCUAGUUGCUUCUGUCUGCGGACUAGCAGCAGGUAAAGAAUUUAUAAUUACAAUCAAAAUGUCACUGUGGGCAAAAGCACAACAAUUACCACAAGAUGCAUUGCAAGAAGUACGUUCAGUUUAUGGAGAACAUUUUCCGAUUGAGGUCCGACACUUUUUAUCUUCUUGGAUAGAAGAAAAAAUGUGGACUGAUAUAGAACCUGAUAAUCCACAAUAUGAACAAUAUAUAGCUACUCUUGUGAGAUCUCUAAUUCAAGAAUUAGAAACUAAGGCAGCUUCAUUAAACACAGAUGACAUGUUUUUAACAAAAUUAAAAUUAAUGGAAGCUGCAAAAAAUUUUCGUCAGAGAUAUACACAUAAUCCUACAGCGUUAUUUAGAAUAAUUAGACAUUGCCUAGGAACAGAAAUGAAAUUAGUAUCUCAAGUAGAGAAUUUAGGAGGUGCAUUAAUGAGUAUGGCAGGCGGAAAAGUAGGAUUGAUUAGUGAUGCUAUAGCUGAAAUAGCCCAACAUGUUGAAUCUUUGCGACGUAGAACUCAAGAAACUGGAGAAGAUUUGCGAAAAAUGGAGCAAGAACAGGAGGCAUUUGCUAUUAGUUAUCACGAAUGUACUAAGCUAAAUGCACAUCUUCAACAUCUUGCAACGCAACCACAAAAUCAACAAAAUUUAGAUAUGGAGAAAAAGAUUAGAAGGCAAAAAGAGCAACAAGAACAAUUACUGAACCAUAAAGUAGCAGGUUUAAUGCAAUUACGACUGACAUUAGCUGACAAACUGAAGGAUACUAUUACUAGAUUAAAUAGCUUGCAAUCUAGAGUCUUAGACGAUGAACUCAUUAGAUGGAAAAGAGAUCAACAACUAGCAGGAAAUGGCGCGCUAUUUAACAGCAAUUUGGAUUCUAUUCAAGAAUGGUGUGAAAGCUUAGCUGAAUUAAUUUGGCUUAAUCGUCAACAAAUUAAAGAAGCAGAACGUUUAAAGCAAAAAUUUGCGUUAGAACCACCAGGAAUGCAAGAUAUUCUUCCUACUUUAAAUGCCCAAAUUACACAGUUACUUAGUUCGUUAGUUACAAGUACAUUCAUCAUAGAAAAACAACCACCGCAAGUAAUGAAAACUAAUACUCGUUUUACAAGUACAGUACGCUUGCUUGUUGGCGGAAAAUUGAAUGUUCACAUGACUCCUCCCCAAGUUAAGGUGAGCAUUAUCAGUGAAGCCCAAGCAAAUGCUUUAUUAAAGAGCGAUAAAAUGGCAAAGAAUGGAGAAGCUAGCGGUGAAAUUUUAAAUAAUACGGGGACGAUGGAAUAUCAUCAGGCAACAAGACAACUUUCUGUAAGCUUUCGUAAUAUGCAGUUAAAAAAGAUCAAAAGAGCAGAAAAAAAAGGAACGGAAUCUGUGAUGGAUGAAAAAUUUUCCCUUCUCUUUCAAUCGCAAUUUAGCGUUGGGGGAGGUGAAUUGGUAUUCGCAGUUUGGACUCUAAGUUUACCAGUUGUAGUAAUUGUACAUGGAAAUCAAGAACCACACGCAUGGGCUACAGUUACAUGGGAUAAUGCAUUUGCUGAACCUGGAAGAGUACCAUUCGCAGUGCCUGAUAAAGUUCCAUGGGGUCAAGUAGCUGAAGCAUUAAAUGUUAAAUUUAAAUCUGCGACAGGUCGUUCAUUAACGGAAGAUAAUUUACGAUUUCUCGCGGAAAAAGCGUUUCGCGGUGGUAAUGCAAGUGGGCAAGACUACUCUAGUUUGCUUUUGAGUUGGGCACAGUUUUGCAAAGAGCCAUUACCAGAAAGAAAUUUUACGUUUUGGGAAUGGUUUUAUGCUGUGAUGAAAUUAACCAGGGAGCAUUUAAAAAGUCAAUGGAUGGACGGUUAUAUAUUGGGAUUUGUGAGAAAGAGACAAGCAGAAGAAAUGUUGGCGAGUUGUGCGUCAGGAACAUUUCUAAUGCGUUUUUCAGAUUCUGAACUUGGUGGUGUUACUAUUGCUUGGGUUGGAGAUCAGACUGAAGUUUUUAUGUUACAACCUUUCACGAGCAAAGAUUUUGCGAUACGUAGUUUAGCUGACCGUGUGUCCGAUUUACAACACCUGCUUUAUCUCUAUCCAGACAUAUCGAAAGACCAAGCAUUUUCUAAAUAUUACACGCCAUUUACAGAAAAUCAAUCUACAUCGGCAAAUGGAUAUGUGAAACCGUUUUUGGUAACGCACGUACCUGGUUGGGGCGGGCCUGGUGUCGGUGGUCAAACACCGUCGCAUUCCUCCGUAGUAGGAGUAGGAAGUAGCGGUCAAAGUGGUCCCGGUGGUAGUUAUCCAGCAACACCAUCAACUAUAUUUCAAGCGCACAGUCCAGAUCCCUCUGUAACGCGUGAUACUCCAUCAGUGGCUUCCAGGCAUAGGCCUGGAGCAAGCCGGUACAACCACAGCAACGGAAAAUUAAAUGCAUAAACGCUACUCCUGAUAAAAAACACAACUCCAAUCACAGUUACAAUUCUAGUACUGGCAAUCGAGCGUAUUUAAACAUUAUUGCUAAAUUGUUAUGAAGCAAUGGCACUAGAAUUUUAAUAAAAAUUCGUCUAAAUAGAGUCAUACAAUAGGUGUAAUUAUAAUAGAGUAGAAAUCGGGGAUAAAUAAUAGCUCUCAAGUGACCGAUCAAUCUUGGCUAGGUUGGGGAUUUCUUGUGGUUGUUUGUAUUUCCUUUGCCGUGUUGUACCGCUAUCAGGCUAAUCGGUCACACGUUUCGACGAAAUAGACGAUUCUUAAUGAUUCGUAUGUAUGAUAUAAGCGAUAAAUUGAAUUUUUAAAGUAGUCAAUCAAGAGAGAAGGAAAAAGAAAAAAAAAAGAACAAAAUUGGAUCGAAUCGGUUUCGUAUCACACGCAAUAUGUUUUGAUUCAGUAAGAGUCUCUUGUUCAUUACUAUGCCAGUGAUUGGAGUUGUGCUUUUAAUUUGUGGUAGCUACGCUCCGGGCCUUGGCCAGUCAAGCGUUGGGCGAACAAAUCCGGACAUGGACUAUGUGGAGUUGAUGGGUCACAGCGAACUCCCCUCGAUCGACGAAAAUCUCAACUUGGAUCACUUUACCUUCUCUGAGUUCAUACAAUCCUACAACACUAAGCCACAAUAGGUAUGUCAGGCGUGAUAUAUUUCUUGUAUCUAUCUAUCGAUCAAUUAUCUUUAUUUCUUAUCCCAAUUAUAUUUUUAAUCGUACACACAACGAAUGUAAUGCGUUAUUAUCGUUGUUUUAUAGGGGAGGGAUGUAAAAAUGUUUUCGUCGUUUGCAAUAUAUAUUAUCUUAAAUAUAUAUACACACACACACACACACCUAUUAAGUAGGUUUGUCUCCGAGGAAACGUGGCAUAUCUUUGAUUUUCAUCGUGUAAGAGUGCAAUAUGUUUCAGAGCUAUUAUCAUUUAGUUCUAUUAUAAAUGAAUGAUUGAGAUCGGUCUUUAUGUAGUAACAUUGUCGAGUUGCAAUUACGUAUGCCUGAGCGUACCAUGUGCAAUGGUACUCUGUAUAUCGCUUUAUAAACCUAAUACUUAAUUUUCGAUUUUGACUAAAUGCUUGCUACGGAACGACGGUACAAUUCAAUGUAUGGAGUGUUCAAUUGAGUGAUAUUGAUCGACCGAAAGCAUUCGAGACACACGAUUGUAGAAACUGGUCUUAUUCUACCAUUUAGAUUUUAUUCGAAAACAAACAGUGUUCGCCACAAAGUAUCGAAUAUUGUGCAUGAAUACUUUACCAUGACCAGGGAAAUAUUAAUGUGUAGUGUGCAAUUAUAAUGCUAUAUAUACAGGGUAACGAUAAUUGCUUUACGAGUAUAAGAUUAAACGAACUUUGUGUUUUUCUCUUAAGUAAAAGAUGACUUACAUUAUGUGAUCAAAGUUUUAGUUAUUAAUUGGAAAAAAUGCACAAGAGAAACUUGUAGCAGGUGACGAUGAGAUCUAGAUGUCAGCUGAAAGUAGAAUUGCUAUGAUAAUACGUAGAAUAUAAUACAGACAAUCAUUUGCACGUCCAUUCAUGUAAAUAAUGAAAUAAAAAAAAAAAAAGAAGAAUUUUAAUUUACUAAUGGGCCAGCGUGCCGGAAUAAGAAACGGGGUUUGUGCAACGCUAAUAUGAAGUAUGUGUAACAUGUAAUCAGCGUGACCUAAAUAUGUGCCUUAUAAUCUUCGAAUUAAUGCUCGUUAUAUUUUUUGAAAACUCUUAUAGACAAGUUGCAUGUAUUUUUAGCAAAAAAUUUUGUCUUCGAGUCGCCGUUUAACUUAACUAACGAAGAAAUAUUAUGUUUCUUAUCAUUUAAAUCUCUUUUAUAUUGAAAUCUAACUUCCAAAAAUUUUUGGAGAAAUUAAAAUUGAAUAUUUCCGUUUGGUGCGUGAUAUUUUUAGUGCGAUGUACGACAUGCGACGAAUUUAUAUUUUUCAAUUGUUGCCGAAGUAACUUAAACUUUUCGGUGAACCUUUUAGAUCUCUAAGCGUAGGAAGUUUCUAUUAUCGGUUAAAAUAGAUAAUUACAUAUUCGUUUUCUAAUAAUCGUUCCCUCCCCUAUAGUUUAUGUACUUUAUUAAAAACUAUGAAUUGUUGCGCGUAUAUACAACAUCGAUAUACGCUAAAUUUUUGAAUAGGAUUGAAGUCGUCGUUAUCCUAAUUAUAUUUACUAUAUAUAAUAUAAAUAUUAUAUAAUAUUAUAUAUAUAUAUAUAUAUGUACGUAUGAAUCCAUGUACGUACGUAUCUAUGUAUGUAUGAGUGCAUGCAUGUACCUGAUGGUGUACAUGCGUGUACAUACGUACACGUGUAUGUAUGGAUGUAUGUAAAGAUAAACUAAAUUUUGAAAGACUAGUGCGUUAAUACUGUUUAUUAUUAAAUCUAUUGUCUAUUAUCUUUUAUCAAAGAUUAGAGUUUAUUUUAUUAUUGAGAACAAUUUUACUGUUUGUAAAAGAUAUACGUUAUUAUUAUCUUUAUUCCUCUAUAUAUAAUAAUAAUUAUUAUUAUAUAAGCGUAAAAUAUAAGAUGUGUUCGCAUACCGAAUCGACAUACCGAAUAAAAUAGCUUUUAAUUCGA